Messenger RNA from Cannabis sativa, 1663 nucleotides. RefSeq lists its product as uncharacterized. NCBI's taxonomy places the organism in Eukaryota, Viridiplantae, Streptophyta, Magnoliopsida, Rosales, Cannabaceae. Bases 142 to 1494 code for a protein of 450 amino acids. The record is from RefSeq and is a predicted model, not a curated record. The transcript has 11 exons.
GGUACAUACUAAAAUUUAGGGGCAAAAAUCAGCCUAACAUUAUUUUAAUAUAAAUAAAGCUUUCUUCUGCCAUUAACUAACUUAUUAUCCGAGCUUCUUGUAGAGAAGAAAGAAGCCUUCAGUCGUAGCUUCUAUUCAGCCAUGGGCAGUUGCAGUUGGGUAACCCUAAGGUGGGCGCAAGUACAACCUCAUCAUCACCAUCUUACAUCACUAUCGCCGAGCCGUACAAUCGGUGGUGGAUGCAGUCGUCGCUCAACUGCUGGAAUCGCAUAUAAGUAUAAUCGGAGAGUCAGAAUCUCGUGCAAGAGUGAUGAUGGUGAUUAUGAUUAUGAUUAUGAGAGAGAAAGAAGCAGAAGAGAACCUGCUCCUUCUGCAAUUCAAGUUUACUCGGACAUUGAGAGAUUACUCAUGGAGACUGUAAAGCAAUCUCAACAAAAUUCUUGGGGAGGCUUAAGGAACGACUGGACUGAAGUUGAGGGAGCAUGGGUUCUGAAACCAAAAGGCAUACCACCCAAGUGUGUUGUCCAUUUUGUUGGGGGUAUAUUUGUUGGUGCUGCACCUCAGCUCACCUACCGUUUAUUUCUUGAACGUCUCUCUGAGAAGGGAGUUUUAGUCAUUGCAACCCCCUAUGCCAGUGGCUUUGAUUACUUCUUUAUUGCAGAUGAAGUCCAGUUCAAAUAUGACAGGUGUUUAAGGUUUCUCAGGGAUACUGUUUCUGAUCUUCCUACUUUUGGCAUUGGUCAUUCUUUGGGUUCUGUCAUUCACCUUUUAAUUGGUUCAAGAUAUGCUGUACAAAGAAAUGGGAAUGUGUUAAUGGCAUUUAACAACAAGGAAGCAAGCUCAGCUAUCCCUUUGUUCUCACCUGUACUUGUCCCCAUGGCUCAAAGCAUUGGCCCAAUUUUGUCACAGAUUGCAUCAUCACCAACAAUACGUCUCACGGCAGAGAUGACUCUGAAGCAACUGGAAAACCUUAGCCCUCCCAUUAUGAAGCAAGUUCUUCCUUUGGUUGAGCAGCUUCCUCCGUUGUACAUGGAUUUAGUGAAGGGAAGAGAAGACUUUAUUCCAAAACCUGAAGAAACCAGAAGACUGAUAAAGUCAUACUAUGGCAUUUCGCGAAAUCUUUUGGUGAAAUUUAAAGAUGAUACAAUCGAUGAAACUUCAACACUGGCACAGUUGCUUAGCUCAGAAUCAGCCAUUAGUUCGAUGCUGGACAUGUCAAUUCGCCUGAUGCCUGGUGAUCACGGGCUUCCGUUGCAACAGGCCCUUCCAGAUGUUCCACCGGCAAUGGCUGAUGCAGUAAAUCGUGGAAGCGAGUUUCUGGCAAAUCUGUCUGCAGGUACACCAUGGGAGACUGUAGCCAAAGAAGUUGGUAAUACAUUAGGCACAGACUCAAGGAUCCUUCGUACGGAGAUAUCAAAAGAUAUAAACCUACUUGUAGAAGUGAUUACAUCUUGGAUGACUUCUAAUGCAGGUCAAAAAUCUUUGAAGCCAUGAUAAGAAUGUCACAGGGAACCUCCCAAUUACAUAAGAAAACAUAUUGAUUCCAACAAUGUUGGAGAGUAGUGUAAAUUGUUUACAGGUCAUGGAUUUCAAUCAUAUUGAGUGUUUGUACAGGGAUAUCUGAAAACACUAAUAAAAGAGACUGUUGGUCCGUCCUUGAACA